Folsomia candida is the source of this 660-nucleotide messenger RNA. RefSeq lists its product as uncharacterized. The transcript has 2 exons. Bases 156 to 641 code for a protein of 161 amino acids. NCBI's taxonomy places the organism in Eukaryota, Metazoa, Arthropoda, Collembola, Entomobryomorpha, Isotomidae. The record is from RefSeq and is a predicted model, not a curated record.
UUGAGAAGGAGGUGAGCGACUGGCUUCCCAAAUACAUCGAGGCCAACUUUUCUCGAAGUAUUCCCAUCAGUGCGAAAGCGAUAGAUGAAAGUACGGGGAAAGUUGUGGGAAUUAGCGUCGCCGUCGUGAUUGACCCCAAGCAGCCCAAAUUGCCAAUGAUGAUGGAUUUCCUGGAGCCAGCCUCUCAACCAAUAAUGCAUCAAAUUCGUGUAUUUCUUGACGAGAUUGACGAAGGACUUAAUGCUGCCGAGUUGCUUGGCAUAAAAAGUUUGACGACGGAUAGAGAUCCCCGGAUUUUGGACAACCUGCUCGUCUCCGUGGACAAGAAGUACUGGAACAAAAGCAUCGGGACAGAGCUUAUCAGGAAGAAUGUAGAAUAUGCCAAGAAAGAUAAGGAAUGUUUAGCAGCAAAGGUGCGACAUUGCAAAACAAUCUAUAAACUAGUCUACUUGUACAUAUUGAUGCAGUUUUCUUGCUUUAAUACAAAAGGUCGUGGUCACCUCAGAGUACAGUUACAAAGCCUACUUGAAAGUUGGGUAUCAAAUGGUGAGAGAGUUCCAAUAUGCAAAAUAUACGAAUCCCGACGGUGUGAAAAUAUUUGUAGGAAAAGAACCCCAAUUAGGGAUCAAUUUACAAAGUAGAGUUAUGAUUAAAGAUUUG